AUGCCAAAUCCCCGGGAAUUUGUUGGAGCUAGUUCAGGUUCUAGGAGAGGACGUCGUUCAUAUCCAAAGGUUGAAACUUUGAAUAAAGGGUUAAACUGUGAGCCUAUAAUAUUUCAUCGUGAAUAUGCUAAACGAAUUUUACCUCAGCCUUCAAGAGGUAAACCUAGAGGCAAAGCUGGUCGCCCUCGGAAAUAUAAAGUGGAGGUUUCAAAAACUUACCAGGAUUCUCCACCUAUUUCUGAAUCGUUGGAUUCAUUUGCUCGUUCUCCUAGUCUUUCAUCAGAUAAAACAUCAUGUAAACGUCAACGCAGGUUGUCAAAAGAUGAUCCUAAUUCUAUUCCUCGUCUUACUAGUCAGAAGUCUGAUCGGUCGAAUAUCAAGAUCAAGUCAGAUGAAGCUCUCUACAAACUGUCAGUGUCUCAGUCUUCUGAACGAUCAAGUGAUGAUCCAUCUGUUAAAGUUAAAAAUUUUACAUGUCAUGAGUGUGGAAUGCAGUUUAAAACUAAAGGAAGAUUUGACAAACACAUACCUUGUCGCGUACAUAGAAACUCUGAGUAUUUUCAGAAACCCCAUUUAAAGAGAGGCAGAAAAUCAUUGAAUUCAAAGUCAUUGAACAACAUUAAGCUUCCCUCUUGCUCAAUUCAGCGUAAAAAUAGUGACAGCGUGGAUGAAACUUCAUUAAUUGUUCGUAUAAUUGGUAAACCUCUAAAAUCAGACAAUUUCAUCACAUAUUUGAAUGACGAGCCAAACGAAGCAAAUGAUGCAAAUUUCCCACCUCGUAAACCAUCUAUUACAGGAAUUCUAAAAUUCCACCUUUCGCCCAAUCAAACUAUUGAAUUUUUGGUUUGUGCAAAUAAAUUAGCUGUGAAACAGUGUAUUUCAGCAUUGGAUACCAAUUCACUGGUUGGUGAUGAUAGCACAGUAUUUGAUGGGAUGAAUAAUUGUAAUACAAAAGAAUAUUUAACAGAAUUAAACACUAUUUCUUCAUCGCUACCACUCACUUCAUCAUCAUCUUAUCUAUCUACAGACUCUAUAUUAAUGCCAUCCUCCUCAUUAUCUUCAGUGAAUUCCAGUAAAGGGAAUCAAGAAGCUCACACAAAUUUAACAACUGUUUAUCACAAAGAUUAUAUUUUUAACACACAUGAUAUAAAUAUGACAUCUAAUUCAUUGGAAUAUCAUGAUCGUAGUCAAGAUGAAUUACAGGCUGCACGAACCAUUCUAUCAUUAGCUCGUGGAAGUACUGAUGAUAUGGUUUUGAAUAUGGGACAAAUUAUGAUGGAAUUAGAUAAUGCACCAAAAGUGAAUAAUUCAUGUGAAAAGAGAGAUACGCCAUAUAAUAAUGAUAUUAACAACACUAUAACGGAGUUGAAAAUUCAAGGUGAUGAAAUCUCUGAACAUCAUACUCGUUGGAUGUCCAAACAAGAGAAUGAAACAAGUGAUAAGUCAGUGUCUAGUGUAUUAUCUACUGAACAUUCAGUUGGACCAAUCAGUAACUUAAAUGCAUUUUCAAAUACUGCAGUGGAAGAUAAGAUUUCAAAUGAUUUGAAUAAAUGUGUCUCAAGUGAUAACAUAACCACUACAACCAUUACCACCACCAACAAUAAUGUACCGCCUAGUCGCCCUACAGAUCAUUUAAUUGCUAUCCAACCCACAAAGUUAUCAACUCAUUGUACCACAGAUGUUUGGAAUCCAAUUUCUACUUCACAGAAUAGUAGUAUUAAUAACAACAGUAAUAAUAAUACUAAUAAUAAUGUGGUACAGAGAAAAAUUCGUCCACCUCCUAAAAAAAGGCUUUCAACAAAUUAUACUCGAUCAAACUCGUCUCGUUCAUUUACAGACAAUACAAACUCGACUACAAAACUUCAGGACAAUAUUAAUCAAACGAAGACUUCAUCUCCUUCAUCUUCGAUCAACUGUGAACAACUAACUGUCUCACAAUCUACCAAACAAGUUAUCAAUAUAUCAUCAAGUUGCUCGUCUAUUUCAACAGAACAAAUUGAUACGCAACUACCUAGUUUCCCUUCUACUUCAGGGAUCGGAUUACUUCCUACUCCUAUACAAUUUACUAAUGUUGUUUAUGGUAAUCCGAAUUUUAUUUCAUCACAAAAUACACCAUUAACUUCUUAUGUAUCUAACAUAGAUCCUAUUUCACAUCCAUCCAAUCCAAUGAAUGGAUUUACAAUGGUUUUUCCUUCACCUAGACCUAUUACACCUACACCAUCGACACUAAAUGGAUCUCAACCAUCUCCAAGUUUUUUCAUAUUACCUCAGUUAAUGGUUUUGCCUCGAUUUAUUGGUUCUUAUAUACCAAUGAUAACUGCACCAGAACCAUAUCCAUCUACAAUAAAUCCUAUUCAAAGUACCAAUUUGACUGAAACACGAUCAUCUACAUUUAUGACAAGUUCACUUGUAACACCUAUACCUACAGCUCAACCUGAAUUUUCAACAAAUCAUCCACCAGUUAAAACAAUCAUUCUUCAACCUCCUACAUCAACUACUGUAUUUGGUGCUGAUAUAAACACUACAGUUUCCCAAUUAUCAGACGAUCAUCAAUUAAAGCCAGUUAAUAAUAAUACAUAUGAUGAUGUGAAGGAGACUAAUGGAUCCGACUCUAAUUUAAUAUUAUCACACCAAUCAGAUACGUCAGUAAAUUCAGUAAAAGAUAAAUUAUUACUACCACCAACAGUGAUUUCAACUCCAAAUAGUCCAAGUUGUUCUAAAAAAUAUGAUAAUGCCAAAUGUGUAUGGAGCAGUGGUGGGUUUAGCACGACUAAACCAAUCCCAAUAAGACCUGUACCCGAAGUUUCUAGAAUCAAAUCGAACAAUGCAUUAUCAACUGUACAAAAUAAAUCAUUACAAGACCAUCAAUUUCAUACUGGAGCGGGACAAAACGCUUCGGAUCAAAAAAUGUUACCAAUACUAGUUUCCAGUCAUGAUUUAACAAAUAAUUUAACAAAAUUAAAUCCUACUGUAACUACAUGUCUUGUCACCAGUACAUCUGCCAACAAUAUUAUUAUUCCUGCUAUUAAUUACAGUCAUUCUUCCUCUUCUUCUUCUUCUUCUUCUUCUACUUUCACUUCAUCCAUAUCUGGUAAUUUUAUUUCACCGAACAAAAGUGUCGGUGUUGAAAUUUCAGUUGAUAGCAAACAAUCUCAACAACAAGUUCAACACAACAAGCUUGUUACAAUUUUACCAGCCAAUCAACCCGACAGGAUCAAAUGUCAAUACCGACCAAUUCAUCAUAAAAGACGAAUAAAUUUUACAAAGCUCAACAAUCAUAAAAAAUAUUUAUCGAAUUCACUUAAUUCACAACGGUCUAACACUUCUAUACGUGGAAGAUAUCGUUGUCAAGAUAAUUCAUUGCAUACUACCAAAUCCUAUCAUCAUUUAAAGAAACAUUGGCAUGCACAUUCUAAUAUUCGACCGUUUGUUUGUCAUAAUUGUGAUAUUUCUUUCAAAACACGCGGUAAUCUAAGCAAACAUAUGAAAUCUCGUUGUCAUCAUGAUAGGUUUUUACGAGACUCAGGAUUCACCCAAGUUCCUUUAACGAGUAAUAGUUCUGUUACUCCAGUAGUUAAUCAAGAUUUUGAUCAUCACUCUAGAGAAGUGCCUCAUGACCCAACGAUUAAUAAUGAUAACAGUAUAUUUGAAGACCAUCAGAGUUAUCGUAAAUCAUCAAAUAUUUCAUCGGCAUCAUCAUCGUCAUUGUCCUCAUCGUGUAAAACAAGAAACUCUUUAGGAGCAAUCAACAAUCGUUCAAUCCCUUUUGGUAGCAAAAGGAAUCAAGUCAAAUCUUCGUUAUGUACUAAUUUUCAUGGAAUUACUUCUAAAUCACUGUCAUCAACAUCAGCAACAACAACACCGACAUCAAUAUCGUCAUCAUCAUUACCAGGAAUUAUGUCGUCUAAAGCCUCAGCUUUACAGUCGAAUAUUACAUGCUCAAAUGUAGUGGAUUCAUCUAGUCGUAUUCCAGCUCCUAAUGUUAAUGCAGUUAAUUUAUCACAGGAUUUACCAAUGAAUUUAAGUGCUAAACCACAAGAACCAAUUGCUCUAAUAAAAUAUAUUGUUGAACCAUCAGUUUAUACUAAAAUGAAUGGAAUUCAGUCGAAUCAUCUUAAUCAUCCAGAAAAUAUGAUAUGUGAUAAACACGUUUCAAACAAUUGUUUGUCAUCAGCUGAAGUAAUUGUUCAAACGGCUGUUGAAGCAGCUCGCAAUCUUGCUACAGAUAAACCAAAUUUAAAACAAACAGAUAAAUUUAGUCAUUCUACACCAGACUCAAAAAAUUCUGAAAGAAUACCUACUCCAGGAAAUUUAUCUGAUCAUGUAAAACCAAUCGAUGCUCAAGUGAUAAAUUUCAAUACAUCAGAUUUAGAAGAGCAAUAUUACUCUAGAGGAUUAUCCACUUCAACUCCAUGUUAUCAAGAAAAUGGUCGAAAUGAUAAAUCAUGUUCGCUUCCUUCUAGUAGCAGUAGUUGUACAACUUGUACAGAAGAUUCUUCUACAUCAGAAAAAUUAAGUAAGGAUAUAAAACAGAACAAUGUAAAAUCAUUACAUACUUCAAAUAAACCAGAAUCUGAUGCACGACAAAGUCAUGGAGUUAAAUCUCAUGCCUAUUUAAAGGAUCCACGCCCUUAUAAAUGUAAUAUGUGUCAUGUAGGCUUUCGUGUCAGUGGGCAUUUAUGUAAACAUUAUCGUUCUAAAUCACAUAUGUCAAAUAUUUUACAAAUGGCUCAAUUAUCAAAUAGUACAAUUGAACGUAUUUUACAAAGUCAUAUGGGCAAUCUUCAACUUAUUAAUCCCGAUACUGGUGAACUGAGUAUGCGAAUAUUAGAAAAAAUAAUUCCACCUUGUGAAUUUCCAACAAUAACACCCGUUAAUUCAGGAACAAAUGGACAUAACUGA
This is a messenger RNA of Schistosoma spindalis, 4902 nucleotides long. The record is from the annotation of a GenBank genome assembly. NCBI's taxonomy places the organism in Eukaryota, Metazoa, Platyhelminthes, Trematoda, Strigeidida, Schistosomatidae.